GUUGCGUGGGUUAUUAAUAGCCUGAAAAUAAAAAGAUGGAAAAGUCCGCAGAGCAUCUAAAGCCAGUACGUGGGAGUGCGAUUGCCUUCUCUUUCUCCAAAGACGCAAGCUUUUGAUAAAAUUACAGUCUUUACAGACAGACAGAAGUAGAUACAUGGCUGGUGUGAAAAAGCUCAUCCAAAUCGACAUCGUUUCGGAUACGGUGUGCCCGUGGUGCUUUGUGGGCAAGAGAAAUCUUGAAAAAGCUUUCGAGGCAUCUCGUGAUCGAUUCAACUUUGAGGUUAGAUGGCAUCCAUUCCAACUUAAUCCCAAUGCGCCUAAAGAAGGCGUUGAUAAGAGAAGUUAUUACGAGGAAAAAUUCGGGUCUAGUAGGUCGAAACAAAUGGAGGCUCGGAUGCAAGAGAUUUUCAGAAGCCACGGCCUCGAAUAUAACCUGUCCGGACUCACGGGAAGUACUCUAGAUAGCCACAGGCUUAUCUAUUUUGCUGGGACUCAAGGGCACAAUAAGCAACACGAUCUUGUGGGUGAACUGUUUCUCGGAUACUUCACACAGGCAAAAUACAUCGGGGACAGGGAAUAUCUUCUGCAAAGUGCUCGAAAGGUCGGAGUAGAAGGGGCCGCAGAGUUUCUUGAAGACCCCAACAAUGGGCUCGAUGAGGUCAAUGAAGAACUCAAGAAGUACUCAAGAAACAUCAAUGGAGUUCCACAUUUUCUGAUUAACAACGGAAAGCACGCGUUAAGUGGCGGUCAGCCACCUGAGGUGUUCUUGAGAGCUUUUGAAGCAGCUACAAAGUGAUGCAACUGCAACCUCAUGUAUACGAGCUUUCGCUCUCCAUCUCCAAUAAGAAUCCAACCCUGGAAAUAUAUUUUCAAUACAUACGAGUAAUUUUCAUGUUGUUUGAGUGUGAAUCAUGAAACUUUUUUUUAUUCGCGUGAUGUAAGAAUGCUAAUGGUUCUGAGUGUAAUGUGCAUCAAUGGUUUGUUUAUAUA
This is a messenger RNA of Pyrus x bretschneideri (Chinese white pear), 990 nucleotides long. RefSeq lists its product as uncharacterized. The transcript is spliced from 8 exons. NCBI's taxonomy places the organism in Eukaryota, Viridiplantae, Streptophyta, Magnoliopsida, Rosales, Rosaceae. The record is from RefSeq and is a predicted model, not a curated record. Bases 155 to 796 code for a protein of 213 amino acids. Gene Ontology annotation, molecular function: oxidoreductase activity.